Molecule: messenger RNA, 771 nt
Organism: Eptesicus fuscus (big brown bat)
Lineage: Eukaryota; Metazoa; Chordata; Mammalia; Chiroptera; Vespertilionidae
Gene: DNAJC15
Product: DnaJ heat shock protein family (Hsp40) member C15
Exons: 7
Coding region: 47-493 (148 amino acids)
Biological process (GO): protein import into mitochondrial matrix
Cellular component (GO): PAM complex, Tim23 associated import motor
Molecular function (GO): ATPase activator activity
Source: RefSeq, a predicted model, not a curated record
GCCCCGUAGGCGGCGCCCGGCGUCUCGUCUCCCAGGGCGCAACGCCAUGGCUGCCUUCAGCGGCGUCGCCCCCGCCGGCGGCGAGGGCAUCCGCCACGCCGAGUACUCGCCGCCCUCCACCAAACAGCCUGACGCGGACAUCGACCGGGGCCUGGCAAGAAGCUUGAUAGCUGUAGGACUGGGUGUUGCCGCUUUUGCAUUUGCAGGUCGCUGUGUAUUUCAGAUCUGGAAACCUCUAGAACAAGUAAUCACAGAAACUGCAAAGAAGAUUUCAACUCCUAGCCUUUCAUCCUACUAUAAAGGAGGAUUUGAACAGAAAAUGAGUAGGCGAGAAGCUAGUCUUAUUUUGGGUGUAAGCCCAUCUGCUGGCAAGGCCAAGAUUAGAACAGCUCACAGGAGAAUCAUGAUUUUGAAUCACCCAGAUAAAGGUUUAGUGUAUGCCCUUCUUUUAUUGAUCGCAGUAGGAUCAAGCACUCGUCUUUUAGAUGAUUGACAGAUUAUUGAUUGUGCCUACUGGCAAGGAAGCAAGUUCUAAAAUGUGGAUCUCCAUACUUAGCAACCAAAAUAAAUGAAGCAAAGGACUUGCUGGAAGAAACCACCAAAUAUUGAUUGAUGCUCAAGGACUACAAUGAAGGGAAAAAAGGGGGUGCUUUAAAAAACAAAGUCCUGUGUAUUUAAUCUAAACCACUACUGACCAUCGUAAUUCCCAUGUGCUAACCCUAAAUAAUUUAUUCCACUGUUACGUGGUAUAAUAAUAAAAGAUUAAUAAUC